AUGGCUUCAACACAGGAACCCAAGGCUGGUACAGCGCCCGCGACAAAGGACAAGACCAUCACUCCAGACGCGCCGGCUGAAGACGCGCAGAGUGACAAUGCUGCCUCUGAAGACCAUGUCCGCGACGAAAAGGUUGCGCCGGGACCGACUAAAUGGCAGAAGGUAAAGGCGCAUCUCUUCAAGUUCAAGUGGUGGUAUUUGCUCGGUAUCGCUGUCCUCCUUGCCAUCUUGCUCCCACUACUAUUCACCGUCAUCAUUCCUGCAAUUGUCCAAAAUAUCCUCAAUGGCCAAAAACUACCCAUCGAAGGCGGCGCUCUGCAAGUCAUCUCGCCAGACUAUGUCCAGAUGAGUAUCAACACGUCGCUGAAAACGCCAUUAGCUGCGACUCUGAAGCCUGUCGAUUUGGACCUGUACAACAAGGAGACGCAUCCCAUGGCCUCGUUUCUGAAGCUCAGGCUCCCGAACCUUCAUCUCAACCACAAAACGGAGGUCUCUAUCGUGAACCAGACGAUGGAGGUCACUGACCAUAAGGAACUUCUGGCAUGGUUCAACGAAUUCUUUGACAAGCCUAAAGUCGAGUUGUCGCUGGAAGGCAAGCCCGAGAUUCACCUCAGCUCAUUGAAGUAUCACCGCAGCCUGAAAAAGACAAUCGAGAUCCCUUCCCUCACGUACCUCGCUGGAUUCGCCCUCAAUGAUCUAGAUUUUGACCUCAAGGCGAACCGUACGACGAAGUACAACAUGAAGGGCCAUCUGAACAUCCCCAACUCUGGUGUUCUCCGCCUCGGACUCGGAAACUUGACCUUCAACGUCAUGACCGGCGAGACAAGAGUCGGUCUUAUCAACAUCUAUGACUUGCAACUCUGGCCGGGCAACAACACCAUUCCAUUCGAAGGGAACUUUUUCUUCGAUGAGCUGAUACCUAAUCUGUCGGAUAUCCUCGACAGCCAGAAGGUCGCGCUUAGCAAGGGCUACAUGGCGUUCAACGCAACCGGAAACUCAACCAUGGCCAAUGGUCAACACAUCAAGUAUAUCGAGGGUGUUUUGAACAAGAAACAUAUUCCAUUCACGUUCCCUAUCAUCUCGCUGCUUGGUGAUGUCGUCGGCGGUCUGUUGGAUGCUGAUCAAGGUUCUCUGCUGAACAUUUUCGGUGGCGCUGUUGGGAACACGACCUUGCUUGACCAUGUCCUGGGUCAUUGGGAUCAAAAUGGAAAUGGUGGAGGUGGAGGAGAUACAACUGAUAAGAUGGUUAGAGGGUUGUUGGGGCGCAGCAGCGGCGGAAAGUCGAGGUCAUGGAUGUGGAGUUUGAUGAAGUUGGGACUGACGAGAAAGGGUCUGUGA
Messenger RNA from Fusarium pseudograminearum CS3096, 1338 nucleotides. RefSeq lists its product as uncharacterized. The transcript is spliced from 2 exons. The record is from RefSeq and is a predicted model, not a curated record. Gene Ontology annotation, cellular component: fungal-type vacuole membrane. NCBI's taxonomy places the organism in Eukaryota, Fungi, Ascomycota, Sordariomycetes, Hypocreales, Nectriaceae. The coding region runs from base 1 to 1338 and encodes 445 amino acids.